Molecule: messenger RNA, 1029 nt
Organism: Lodderomyces beijingensis
Lineage: Eukaryota; Fungi; Ascomycota; Pichiomycetes; Serinales; Debaryomycetaceae
Source: the annotation of a GenBank genome assembly
AUGUCGCAACAGUUUUUAAUUCCACUGACGCCUCCAAGACAAAGAAAAACACCGCCACAACAACAACAACAACAAAACCAACAACAGCAACACCUUAACCCCGAUGCUAGCAUCGCGCCAAAUGCAUCCACCCUCAAGACGCCCUUGGCUUCCAAUGCCGGAUUGUUGACUCCAUCCACUACGAACAACAAGAAAUCACUCCUUGACCCAAAUAGCGCUUGUAAAUCGACCCUGGGCAUUGUCAAUCAGAGAUUAUUUUCAUUUUCCCCAACUACACCUCAAAAAUCACCCUGUAAAUCGGCUACUUCAUCAUCAUCAUCAACUGCUGCUACUAGCACCACCAAUACUACCACUACAACCACUUCCAGUGUAAACAACAGAAAGAGAAACUUGAAUGACAUCUUUUUAGAUUCAAAUGCACCGCGUUUGUCGAAUGAGAAAAUAUCGUUUGGCUUGUUUUUGCCUUCUCCUUCGAAAAUUGGAACAGGAAGACGAAUAAACACACAUGGCAGAACAAGCCAUUUCAAUUUGUCCGGUGGUGCGCCAUUAUUCGAUAGAAAGAAGUUGGAAAGUUUCAAAGAUGACUUUGAGUUCAAUGUAGAGGAAGAAGAAGAAGAAGAAGAAAAAGAAGAAAAAGAAGAAGAAGAAGAAGAACAGAAAGACAAUAUCUUUUCUCAACCGCAGACUCCCGGCAAGCAGCUUAUCGACGAUGAAAAGAUUAAAAUGUGGCAUGGCAAACUGUAUAAUAAAUUUGGCGACAGCGAUAGCGACGAUGAAGGAGAAGCGGAGGAAUUCCCUGAUGUGAUGUCGAUGGAAGAUGUUCAAAAGAUCCCACGCGUUAACUUGCACAACCCGUUUUUGGAUAGUGAUGAGCUGCGAACUCAGGAGAGAAAGGAAGUGCGUGGUGUUGUUGAUUACAGCACACACAUGGAGUUGGUCAAUAACAAAACCGGUGAACGGAAAGUCAUCAAAUUGACCAAGAACCAAAUGAAGAUUAAGCCAAAGAAAUUGCUGUUCCAAGGUCUUUAG